GUAAUUAAAUUGCUGUUUAAUAUUUGUCAGAUGAAAUGCCAUUAACUAUUUACUUUAAGAUUUGUUAAAAAUACAUCUUCUGUACUGGAUUACGCUUGAUUGAAGAAACACGUACGUGCCUCCUCCAUCCGGCACUAAGAUAUUCCGUUGCUGCCACAUAGACCUGUUUGUGCGAUGGAGACAAGGCAGCGGCGUGGUGAUUCGAUACCGAUGAUUAGAGUCGAGUCGGGGGAUCCACAAGACAGCCCAGUCAGAAAAAGAGAUCGGGCGGACAGAUUUCACUGGGACAUCUGGCUGUUCCUUGCCCUGGAUAACUGGAUCUUCGACUUCGGCAGACCCAUUGCAGCACUGUUCGUGCCCCUUGAGUGGUCGCCUCUGAACAAGCCCAGUAUCGGGGACUUCUUCCACAUGGCCUACAACGUCAUCACGCCCUUCUGUCUACUCAAGUUGCUGGACAGGUGCCCACGGAAACCUUCACCCACGCUGGUGUACUUGUGCGUGAUCACGUUCGUGAUGGGCGCCAGCAUUCACCUGGUAGGGGACAGCAUCGACCACCGCCUCGUGCACCUGGGCUACCAACUCCACCUCUCCGUCCGCGACAACCCCAUCAUGCAAAACCUCCAGCCCCCGGAACUGGUGGAUUCUUUUGAACUUUUGUACAGCUAUGAUGAAGAGAUAGGACAUCUUAUGUGGUACAUUCCAUUUUUCGCAAGCCUGGUGCUUUACUUCUCUGGAUGCUUCAAGCCGUUUAAGGGAGUGGAACACGAGCGGACGGGCGCCGCCUGGUGGUUGCUCAUGGCCGUCAGCGCCGUCUAUUACUGGUACCUGGUAACGGAGGGUCAGAUAUUUGUGGUUUACGUGAUCACGUGCGCAUGCAUGUUCAUCCUAAUGGCGAUGGAGAGGGGCAGGGGCCGUCGUCCGGAUGUGAACGGUCGCUUCCUAUUGUACACGUUCUCAGCCACCACCGUGCUCACCCUUGCCUGGAUAGCGGCGCUCUGGUCCGACCCCAUCCUCCGGAACAAGUACCCGGGCAUACUAUAUGUGCCCGAACCUUGGGCUUACUACACGCUCUACUUGAAAUAGUUUUCGGAAGCAUUUUUGUCUAAAUUUUCUGUUACUAAAUG
This is a messenger RNA of Mya arenaria, 1124 nucleotides long. Its product is annotated as ceroid-lipofuscinosis neuronal protein 6 homolog. The transcript has 7 exons. The record is from RefSeq and is a predicted model, not a curated record. Bases 175 to 1083 code for a protein of 302 amino acids. NCBI's taxonomy places the organism in Eukaryota, Metazoa, Mollusca, Bivalvia, Myida, Myidae.